AUGCGCGUGUCCAUUCAACGCACGAUGGUGUUGCUACUCUUCCUCAUCACAUCCUUUAUUGUUAUGUUCGUAACGCCAGUUCUAUCGCGCUUGGCACACGGCAGAGUAACCACGCUCAAUGCCAUGCUUUACUAUGUUGGUGAUGUUGCAGUGUCUCAGAUGCUCGAUGUACCAGACUAUAUCUUGUAUGAGUAG
Penicillium antarcticum is the source of this 195-nucleotide messenger RNA. RefSeq lists its product as uncharacterized. The coding region runs from base 1 to 195 and encodes 64 amino acids. The transcript has a single exon. The record is from RefSeq and is a predicted model, not a curated record. Lineage: Eukaryota; Fungi; Ascomycota; Eurotiomycetes; Eurotiales; Aspergillaceae.